Messenger RNA from Daldinia loculata, 2676 nucleotides. RefSeq names its product alpha/beta-hydrolase. The record is from RefSeq and is a predicted model, not a curated record. Lineage: Eukaryota; Fungi; Ascomycota; Sordariomycetes; Xylariales; Hypoxylaceae. The coding region runs from base 240 to 2012 and encodes 590 amino acids. Gene Ontology annotation, biological process: lipid metabolic process. The transcript is spliced from 3 exons.
AACAAAAUACGAUGGCCUCUUGUCAUUUCUUAUUCAUUUGUUCAACUUUUCGGAUCGAGUUGUUACUCAUUUCCUUAGUUUUGUGUUUUGUAUUUCGUAUUUCAGCCCGUACCUAUGAUAGUCUUCAAGAUCUGUCCGAUACCUCUCCUCGACCAGCUCUCUUAUUGGUCCAUUGGCAGCAUAGGAUACUUUCUACGCACAUAUACAAAAAAAAAUUAGAAGUCUAAAAGUGAGUCACUAUGGGGUUCUUCAGUCGAUCCAAGAAGAAACCAACUCUGGAGAGCUCGCCAUCCAAGGUUGACCAGUUCGUACCACCAAAUCCAUCUCAGUCACAAGUGCCACCACAACAAUGGCAUCCUAACGACAACCCAUAUACUACUCCAUCACCAAGACAGCCUGCUGGCUAUCUGGCACCUCCGCAGCCAUUGCCGCCGCCCCCUGGUUGGAGUAAUACGCUACCUUCCGGACCAACUCCUCCCCCUCAGUACCAAAGUCAACAGCCGUAUCUCCCCAUCGUUGUAAACCAACACUACUACUUAAGCCCUUCGGCGAGAUGGCAUUCCUAUGGCACGCAGAUGCUUAACCAAAGUGCUGCGAUGUACGACCAAAUAUCUAGCAGCUUCAACGAUGUGAUGACAUUGAUUGACCGGGAUAAGUACAUUGGGAAUGAGAAUGAUCUAUUCACGUAUCAAUCUCAUCCGGUGCCUCCGCCUUCAGCAGAGGUACGUCAACAUGCCGUCGUACAUAAGGGGCCCGCGAAGAAGGGGAAGAAAGGAGCCCCAAAGGAAGUCUCCAAGGGGCAAGCGAAUGCAAUAACGUCGUCACUCGCUUCUCGGGGCUAUUUCGCCAAGGUGGAAUUAUAUGCAAACUCAAAGCUAUCGUCGAAUUUAACUCCCCUCCGCCUCCAUAUACCAACAUAUCCUCUAGUAUGCCUAGCAGCGCAGUACUCGGAAAGGGUGUAUGAGAAUCCGCGAGGGGCAGAACGAGAUGCUCACGUCGAUGCUGAUUGGAGAACCGGAGCUAAGGCUAUGCGCAUCAAGUCUGUUCCGAUGGAUCAUAUGAACACUAUUGUGUUCGCCAUUCGAGGAACAGCGACUUUUAUGGAUUGGUCUGUCAAUCUGAAUACUGCACCAACGGCGCCUAAAGGAUUCUUGGACGAUCCAAACAACUUCUGCCAUGCAGGAUUCCUGUCGGUUGCUCGAAAGAUGAUCUCUCCGGUAGCCGCCAGGCUCCGCCAUCUUUUAGAGGAGGACCCGCGACGAUGUUCAUAUUCGCUUCUAAUCACUGGCCAUUCAGCUGGGGGGGCUGUCGCGUCUCUUCUUUAUGCGCAUAUGCUUUCGACUUCCAAAGCCGCGUCAUCGGAGCUUAACAGUCUAACAGGCUGUUUUAAGAGAGUGCAUUGUAUCACCUUCGGCACACCUCCAGUCUCGCUAUUACCAUUGCAGAAACCCUCUGGUUCUGAAUUCAAGAAGUUCGUGUUCCUAACUUUCGUUAACGAGGGUGACCCGGUCGCGAGGGCCGAUAAAGCCUACGUGAAAAGCCUUCUUGAACUUUUUGUUGCGCCAGCUCCAGUAGAAGUCAAGGAGUCCAGCAAGCAUCCUCCACCGUCGAAGAGCUCAUCCCCAAAGCACGGCAAGACGCAUGGCACCGGUUCUAGUACGUCUCUCAUUUCGAAAACGUCCAAGGUUUCGGUGAAAUCUAGCCGCUCUUCACCCCGCUCGUCCUCGAAGUCAAACAAACCGAAAGCCCCAGGUCCAAUAUGGGACGUUCCGCCAAGUACUCUAAGUAAUGCGGGACAAAUUAUUAUCUUGAGGUCAGGAAAUUCAAACUCCAAAACUAAACGAGCGAAGACCGUCGAAGAACGGCUAAGUGAGGGUGUCGUCGCACAGGUUGCGACUGACGAGCAGUUAAGGGGCCUUAUCUGGGGCGAUCCUGUCUGCCAUGUUAUGAAAUUAUACAUCGGCCGGGUCGAGUUGCUUGCAGUUGAGGCUGUCACUGCGAGAGGAUAUUGAAGUCGAGGGAGGUAGGUAUAUUACAGUAUUGGUUUCUAUGACCAUGGGAUGACUUGAUCUAAUGACUUUAACGACGUAUUAUGAUAUAUCUACUUUGGCGUUAUGGGAUGAUACCAUAUGGGAAGCAGUUAGGCAAUCGAUUCAUACCAAGAUUUGGUGUUGAAAACGGGUUUGAUUGAUUAUUUGUCAAAUGAUAUGCUCAUUGAAAUUCGAUGCACGGCGCGCUGGAAGCGUUUUGAAACUGGAAUAUUACGAAAUGAUACAUAGAUAAUUAGAUAUGGAAUAUAGGAAUAAGAGAUGACAGAGGUGCUGAGAAAUGAUAUUAUGAAGAAAGAAAAAGGAGAAAAGAAGAAGAAGAAAGCAAGAUGCAGAAGGCGGAUAGUGUAGAGACCUAAGUCAGUAUGGGUGAUGAUAUAGAAAGAAGAUAGAGACAAAUCACAGUAGGAAGAGCAUACUGUAACGAGCGACUGAAGUUGGAUUUUCUAAAUCACUAAAACCAGGCUACUAGCAAUACAAUUUGGCACUCUCCUCAACAUUACAGCCCAACAUAUCUCAUUCCCCCAAAAUGCUGUGCACCAGUUAUGCAAGUUGUAUUCGAACGAAGCUGGCAUUUACAAGACGCUGCCGAGGGCAAGGCAAGGGAGACCGACGUUGAGAAGGCCCU